Molecule: messenger RNA, 2516 nt
Organism: Trichomycterus rosablanca
Lineage: Eukaryota; Metazoa; Chordata; Actinopteri; Siluriformes; Trichomycteridae
Gene: spoplb
Product: speckle type BTB/POZ protein like b
Exons: 13
Coding region: 380-1624 (414 amino acids)
Biological process (GO): proteasome-mediated ubiquitin-dependent protein catabolic process; regulation of proteolysis
Cellular component (GO): nucleus; cytoplasm
Molecular function (GO): ubiquitin protein ligase binding
Source: RefSeq, a predicted model, not a curated record
CGCUAUGUGCAGAGCUGUUUUGAAAGGCAGAAAAGCACUUCUUACCCUAACAAAGGACCUAAAGUUCCCUCUCUGAGCACAACUUUUAGAUUUUCACAUCAGAUUUAGCGUGACCAAAACUCUCCCAGUCUACCCAGUUCUAUUGUGAGGAGUGACUCGGAGGGUUCACUCAGGCACUGUUGGCAGUGGCAUCUCCAAAUUCCACUUGUCUGCCAAGUACUGUCAGUUCUACAAAUUCUUCCUGUUACUUCUUCUAAUUAGUUCUGGAGCACCAACUGUGGAUGGGCUAUGAAGAGUCUGAAGUCAGCAUGCAGUGUUGAAGCUGUAUCUGAUCAUCGUGUGGAGUCCUGUCUUUUAUUAACAUGCUUUUAGUGAUGGCAUGAGCAACCUCCCCACUGAAAACAAGGUCAAGCUUCAUAAGGGACGAGAACGGAUAAAGCUGGCCAUGUCACGGGUCCCAACCCCCCCUCCUCCGGGGGAGAUGACAUCAGGACCUGUGGCAGAGAGCUGGUGUUACACACAGGUUAAAGUAGUGAAGUUCUCCUACAUGUGGACAAUAAACAACUUCAGUUUUUGCCGAGAGGAGAUGGGAGAGGUGCUUAAAAGUUCCACCUUCUCUUCUGGUCCCAACGACAAAAUGAAGUGGUGCUUAAGAGUGAAUCCAAAGGGACUGGAUGAUGAGAGUAAAGAUUACCUCUCUCUCUACUUACUGCUUGUAAACUGUCCAAAAAGUGAAGUGAGAGCAAAGUUUAAAUUUUCUCUAUUAAAUGCCAAAAGAGAAGAAACUAAAGCCAUGGAAAGUCAAAGAGCAUAUCGCUUUGUCCAGGGAAAGGAUUGGGGCUUUAAAAAGUUUAUUAGGCGAGACUUUUUACUUGAUGAAGCUAAUGGACUUCUACCAGAUGACAAGCUUACUCUAUUUUGUGAGGUGAGUGUCGUACAGGACUCUGUGAACAUCUCGGGUCAGUCCAACAUGAACAUGCUGAAAGUGCCAGAGUGCCAGUUGGCCGAUGACCUGGGCAGCCUGUGGGAAGGAUCCAGGUUUACGGACUGCAGCCUGUUUGUAGGAGGACAGGAAUUUAAAGCACACAAAUCCAUCCUGGCAGCACGAUCGCCAGUAUUUAAUGCCAUGUUUGAACACAGAAUGGAGGAAAGUAAAAAGAAUCGCGUGGACAUCAGUGAUGUUGAACCAGAUGUGUUUAGGGAGAUGAUGGUUUUCAUCUAUACAGGCAAAGCUCCAAACCUAGACAAAAUGGCCGAUCACCUGUUAGCUGCAGCAGACAAGUAUGCUCUGGAAAGACUAAAGGUGAUGUGUGAGGAGGCUUUGUGUAACAGUCUGUCUGUCGAGAACGUGGCAGACAUCCUCAUUCUAGCAGACCUACACAGUGCCGAACAGCUCAAAGCACAAGCCAUAGACUUUAUCAACAGAUGCAGCGUCCUCAGACAGUUGGGCUGUAAAGAUGGAAAGAACUGGAAUAGCAAUCAUGCCGCAGACAUAAUGGAGACCGCAGGCUGGAAAGCCAUGAUCCAGUCCCAUCCUCACCUAGUGGCAGAAGCCUUCCGUGCCCUCGCUUCAGCCCAGUGCCCUCCCUUCGGCCUGCCCAGGAAACGACUAAAGCAGUCCUGACCCCCGCCGCAAAACAUUUUCAAAGGACAUGACCCCCAGCCCUGUCUCCCUUAUACCCUGCCACUCCCUUUGGUUUACUGGAGCCUUUUUGGAGGACUGCACUUACUCACGGUGCUCUUUGGUUACUGCGGAGGAAGACGGCACCUGCUUAAAAAACGGCUGCCUCCAAGCUGGCUGGACUCUGCUCAGUUGAUGUGUCAUUUGAGAAAUAGCCUUACAGGACACGCCCACGCUCUCCAGGCCUGUCCAGGUUGCACUAACUCUUCCAUAGCACCCUAGUUUUAAGGUGACUUUAAAGGAUCUUCGUCCGUCAAGCGUUCUCCGCCGGGGCACAUUAGCUGGCAUCCAGGAUGGUAAAGCCCUAUCUGUGAUAUUGGCAUUUUGGAGGGGAAUAAAAGAAACAGGAAAAAUGUUUGUGAACUCACCAAAUCAUCCACACAUCAAGUGUGAAAUUGUUUCCACUGACGAUUUUUUUAAAACAAUGUUGUUGCCCAUGUUGUUCGCAAAAAAUGUUUACUAGUAUGUUUAACACCAGUAAAUAUGGACGGGCAUAAGUAUUAACUGAGAUUCAGCGUUAGAAUACUUGGUGAAAUGUGAUGCAUUCGUUCAGAGUAUGUAAUUAUGAGUAUUACAUGAAAGCAGAACUGAAUAUCUUGAUAUUUUGCACCUACAUAACUUGGGUAAAUAUGAAGAUUUGUUAUAUUGUUUACAAGACAUUUUUCCUUUUCACACAAAAUUAUUUUUGACUUUUUUUGUUGUAUGGAGUUUAUUUUCCAUGAUUAGCAGCUUUGCUUUAUCAGAUGAGAGUUUUUUGUGUUUUGGAAAAUGUGUUGUGGUUUAAAAACAAACUUUGGUUUAAAAACAAACUUUGGUUUAUUGCUUUCAGAUUAAA